GAGCUCCUCUGCUACUCAGAGUUGCAACCUCAGCCUCGCUAUGGCUCCCAGCAGCCCCCGGCCCGCGCUGCCCGCACUCCUGGUCCUGCUCGGGGCUCUGUUCCCAGGACCUGGCAAUGCCCAGACAUCUGUGUCCCCCUCAAAAGUCAUCCUGCCCCGGGGAGGCUCCGUGCUGGUGACAUGCAGCACCUCCUGUGACCAGCCCAAGUUGUUGGGCAUAGAGACCCCGUUGCCUAAAAAGGAGUUGCUCCUGCCUGGGAACAACCGGAAGGUGUAUGAACUGAGCAAUGUGCAAGAAGAUAGCCAACCAAUGUGCUAUUCAAACUGCCCUGAUGGGCAGUCAACAGCUAAAACCUUCCUCACCGUGUACUGGACUCCAGAACGGGUGGAACUGGCACCCCUCCCCUCUUGGCAGCCAGUGGGCAAGAACCUUACCCUACGCUGCCAGGUGGAGGGUGGGGCACCCCGGGCCAACCUCACCGUGGUGCUGCUCCGUGGGGAGAAGGAGCUGAAACGGGAGCCAGCUGUGGGGGAGCCCGCUGAGGUCACGACCACGGUGCUGGUGAGGAGAGAUCACCAUGGAGCCAAUUUCUCGUGCCGCACUGAACUGGACCUGCGGCCCCAAGGGCUGGAGCUGUUUGAGAACACCUCGGCCCCCUACCAGCUCCAGACCUUUGUCCUGCCAGCGACUCCCCCACAACUUGUCAGCCCCCGGGUCCUAGAGGUGGACACGCAGGGGACCGUGGUCUGUUCCCUGGACGGGCUGUUCCCAGUCUCGGAGGCCCAGGUCCACCUGGCACUGGGGGACCAGAGGUUGAACCCCACAGUCACCUAUGGCAACGACUCCUUCUCGGCCAAGGCCUCAGUCAGUGUGACCGCAGAGGACGAGGGCACCCAGCGGCUGACGUGUGCAGUAAUACUGGGGAACCAGAGCCAGGAGACACUGCAGACAGUGACCAUCUACAGCUUUCCGGCGCCCAACGUGAUUCUGACGAAGCCAGAGGUCUCAGAAGGGACCGAGGUGACAGUGAAGUGUGAGGCCCACCCUAGAGCCAAGGUGACGCUGAAUGGGGUUCCAGCCCAGCCACUGGGCCCGAGGGCCCAGCUCCUGCUGAAGGCCACCCCAGAGGACAACGGGCGCAGCUUCUCCUGCUCUGCAACCCUGGAGGUGGCCGGCCAGCUUAUACACAAGAACCAGACCCGGGAGCUUCGUGUCCUGUAUGGCCCCCGACUGGACGAGAGGGAUUGUCCGGGAAACUGGACGUGGCCAGAAAAUUCCCAGCAGACUCCAAUGUGCCAGGCUUGGGGGAACCCAUUGCCCGAGCUCAAGUGUCUAAAGGAUGGCACUUUCCCACUGCCCAUCGGGGAAUCAGUGACUGUCACUCGAGAUCUUGAGGGCACCUACCUCUGUCGGGCCAGGAGCACUCAAGGGGAGGUCACCCGCAAGGUGACCGUGAAUGUGCUCUCCCCCCGGUAUGAGAUUGUCAUCAUCACUGUGGUAGCAGCCGCAGUCAUAAUGGGCACUGCAGGCCUCAGCACGUACCUCUAUAACCGCCAGCGGAAGAUCAAGAAAUACAGACUACAACAGGCCCAAAAAGGGACCCCCAUGAAACCGAACACACAAGCCACGCCUCCCUGAACCUAUCCCGGGACAGGGCCUCUUCCUCGGCCUUCCCAUAUUGGUGGCAGUGGUGCCACACUGAACAGAGUGGAAGACAUAUGCCAUGCAGCUACACCUACCGGCCCUGGGACGCCGGAGGACAGGGCAUUGUCCUCAGUCAGAUACAACAGCAUUUGGGGCCAUGGUACCUGCACACCUAAAACACUAGGCCACGCAUCUGAUCUGUAGUCACAUGACUAAGCCAAGAGGAAGGAGCAAGACUCAAGACAUGAUUGAUGGAUGUUAAAGUCUAGCCUGAUGAGAGGGGAAGUGGUGGGGGAGACAUAGCCCCACCAUGAGGACAUACAACUGGGAAAUACUGAAACUUGCUGCCUAUUGGGUAUGCUGAGGCCCCACAGACUUACAGAAGAAGUGGCCCUCCAUAGACAUGUGUAGCAUCAAAACACAAAGGCCCACACUUCCUGACGGAUGCCAGCUUGGGCACUGCUGUCUACUGACCCCAACCCUUGAUGAUAUGUAUUUAUUCAUUUGUUAUUUUACCAGCUAUUUAUUGAGUGUCUUUUAUGUAGGCUAAAUGAACAUAGGUCUCUGGCCUCACGGAGCUCCCAGUCCUAAUCACAUUCAAGGUCACCAGGUACAGUUGUACAGGUUGUACACUGCAGGAGAGUGCCUGGCAAAAAGAUCAAAUGGGGCUGGGACUUCUCAUUGGCCAACCUGCCUUUCCCCAGAAGGAGUGAUUUUUCUAUCGGCACAAAAGCACUAUAUGGACUGGUAAUGGUUACAGGUUCAGAGAUUACCCAGUGAGGCCUUAUUCCUCCCUUCCCCCCAAAACUGACACCUUUGUUAGCCACCUCCCCACCCACAUACAUUUCUGCCAGUGUUCACAAUGACACUCAGCGGUCAUGUCUGGACAUGAGUGCCCAGGGAAUAUGCCCAAGCUAUGCCUUGUCCUCUUGUCCUGUUUGCAUUUCACUGGGAGCUUGCACUAUGCAGCUCCAGUUUCCUGCAGUGAUCAGGGUCCUGCAAGCAGUGGGGAAGGGGGCCAAGGUAUUGGAGGACUCCCUCCCAGCUUUGGAAGCCUCAUCCGCGUGUGUGUGUGUGUGUAUGUGUAGACAAGCUCUCGCUCUGUCACCCAGGCUGGAGUGCAGUGGUGCAAUCAUGGUUCACUGCAGUCUUGACCUUUUGGGCUCAAGUGAUCCUCCCACCUCAGCCUCCUGAGUAGCUGGGACCAUAGGCUCACAACACCACACCUGGCAAAUUUGAUUUUUUUUUUUUUUCCAGAGACGGGGUCUCGCAACAUUGCCCAGACUUCCUUUGUGUUAGUUAAUAAAGCUUUCUCAACUGCC
Molecule: messenger RNA, 2967 nt
Organism: Homo sapiens (human)
Lineage: Eukaryota; Metazoa; Chordata; Mammalia; Primates; Hominidae
Gene: ICAM1
Product: intercellular adhesion molecule 1
Exons: 7
Coding region: 41-1639 (532 amino acids)
Biological process (GO): leukocyte migration; cell-cell adhesion mediated by integrin; cell adhesion
Cellular component (GO): membrane; external side of plasma membrane; immunological synapse
Molecular function (GO): integrin binding
Source: RefSeq, marked reviewed